This is a messenger RNA of Vicia villosa (hairy vetch), 3910 nucleotides long. RefSeq lists its product as uncharacterized. The coding region runs from base 1976 to 3901 and encodes 641 amino acids. The transcript is spliced from 3 exons. The record is from RefSeq and is a predicted model, not a curated record. Gene Ontology annotation, molecular function: zinc ion binding; nucleic acid binding. Lineage: Eukaryota; Viridiplantae; Streptophyta; Magnoliopsida; Fabales; Fabaceae.
UCAUCUUUCUAUUUCACUAAAAACAAAAAGAAUAACAAACAUGUCCUUCCUCACCAUUCCACCAUCCCACUACCUCUGAAAAUUUCAAAUUCAUUCCACUAGAAUUGUACCUUGGUACUAUUUUGUUUCCUUUUGAUCUUAUCCAAAAACAACCCUAAUCUUUCACUAUAUAACAAUAUAUUCACCAACAGCAAAAGAGAGGAAGAAAAGUGUAUUGAAACUCUGUCAAAAUUGUGAUAAUCUUCCUCCACGCUACAAGGUUGUGCUAUUCCGAACCUCCACUCCUACCUUCGUAUCAACGAAACUUACCUCACAUUCAUACACAUCUGCAACAUUGCUCCUUGUUUCAUCUUACAUUAUCACCAACGUGCACUCACAUCCUCACCGAAACUCAAGCACACGAUCCUGCGAGCAUCACCGACACGCAUCAACAUCAACAAACAGAAGUGGGGAAGAUGAGGAGAGGAUUCAGAAGCGUAAAGAUUAAAGGAAGAUCACUGAACCUGAGUACGGAGGAAGUCGCAUCUCCGUUGAUCUGACGCACCGAGCAGAUUAACGCAGCAUCUUCAACAUCACCGAUAUCGCGACCGAGCCAAAGCGUCAUUGCACGUUCGAACACAUCUCAAUUCCAACCGGAGCACUUCAAUUACGAGAAUGUGUGGAAGAUAAAAUUGAGAAAGUAGAAGAGAUAAAGUGUAAAGUCAAAAGAAGUGUAGGCUUUUGUGGUUCUUGAAGACUUGCUGUGAAAAAUUAUAAUGUCUCCUAUUACAGCCUUUUUUUAAUCUUGGAACUAUAUAAGGAAAUAUAUAAAGAGUAUGCACAAAUCAGCGCUCAGAAGCUUUGUCUCAGAAGGUUCAGCAUGCAACAUCAGAACAUGGUCUGGCAAGACAUCAGAAGAUGGUCAAGGCAGAAUCAGAACAUGGGUCUAUGGAAGCAUCAGAAGAACUUGAGAUCAGAAGCAGAAGCACUGAAGUUCUCAUGGUAUCACGCUCAGAAGCACUUCAAGGUCAGAAGACAAGAAGAUGCUAUGCACCAAGCUGUUUGACUCUGAUGAUUUUCAAAUAUUUUAUUCAAACAUCAGAUCAGAAGAAAGUACAGGUGGCAGGCUACGCUGACUGACAAAAGGAACGUUGGAAGCUAUUAAAGGCAACGUCAGUAGACACAGCGUGAACAAGGCUCGAGGUAGUUGACAAAAGCGUGAAACAUUAAAUGCAAAGCUGUACGGAACACGCAAAGCAUUAAAUAUCUUCUCAAACGCCUAUAAAUAUGAAGUUCUGAUGAGAAGCAAGGUUACGAAUUCUGAACGAAAUUAUUCUGAAAGACUUGCUGAAACGCUGUUCAAAUUCAAAGCUCAGAAACUUCAUCUUCAUCAAAGCUCACUACAUUGCUGUUGUAAUAUAUUAGUGAGAUUAAGCUUAAACGUUAAGAGAAAUAUCACUGUUGUGAUUAUAGCUUUUCAGAAGCAUUUGUAAUACUCUUAGAAUUGAUUACAUUAAUUUGUAAGUAACUAGAGUGAUCAAGUGUUGAUCAGGAUACUCUAGGAAGUCUUAGCUUGUGCCUAAGCAGUUGUAAUUAGAGUGAUCACGUGGUGGUCAGGAUACUCUAAGAAAGUCUUAGCUUGUGGCUAAGCAAUUGUUCCUGGAGUGAUCAGGUUGUGAUCAGGAUACUCUAGAAGACUUAGUCGCGGACUAAGUGGAAAACCAUUGUAAUCUGUUGCGAUUAGUGGAUUAAAUCCUCAGGUGAGGUAAAUCACUCCGUGGGGGUGGACUGGAGUAGUUUAAUUAACAACGAACCAGGAUAAAAAUAACUGUGCAUAUUGUUUUUAUCGUUCAAGUUUUUAGACUACACUUAUUCAAACCCCCCCUUUCUAAGUGUUUUUCUAUCCUUCAAUUGGCAUCAGAGCGCCGGUUCUAAGGUGCAAGCACUUAACCGUGUUUAGAAAAGAUUCAGGAAGAGAAAAACGCUUCAGUAAAAGAUGGCUGGUGAAAUUCCAACUAAUCCAGCUGCAUCUACAUCUGGCUCUGCUGAGCAAUACAAUGGUAACAAUGGUUAUACUAGACCACCAGUAUUUGAUGGUGAAAACUUUGAAUACUGGAAAGAUAAACUGGAAAGUUACUUUCUUGGUCUAGAUGCUGAUCUAUGGGAUCUUCUGCUGGAUGGUUACAAACAUCCUGUUAAAGCUACUGGUGUAAGGCUCACGAGAAGCGAAAUGAAUGAUGAUCAAAAGAAAGAUUUCAAGAAUCAUCACAAAUGCAGGACUGUUUUGCUGAAUGCUAUCUCUCAUGCUGAGUAUGAGAAGAUAUCUAACAGGGAAACGGCCCAUGACAUAUAUGAGUCCUUGAAGAUGACUCAUGAAGGAAAUGCUCAAGUCAAGGAGACCAAAGCUCUUGCUCUAAUCCAGAAAUAUGAAGCCUUCAAGAUGGAGGAUGAUGAAGACAUUGAGAAGAUGUUUUCAAGAUUUCAAACUCUGACUGCUGGAUUGAGAGUUCUGGAUAAAGGCUACACCAAAGCUGAUCAUGAAAAGAAGAUUAUCAGAAGCUUACCCAGAAGAUGGGGCCCAAUGGUGACUGCAUUCAAGAUUGCGAAGAAUCUGAAUGAAGUUUCUUUGGAAGAGCUUAUCAGUGCCUUGAGAAGCCAUGAAAUAAAGCUGGACGCAAACGAGCCUCCGAAGAAAGGUAAGUCUAUUGCAUUAAAAUCUAAUGUUAAAAAAUGCACUAACGCUUUUCAGGCUAGAGAAGAAGAUCCUGAAGAAUCAGAAUCUGAAGAAGAAGAUGAACUGUCCAUGAUCUCCAGAAGGGUAAACCAACUCUGGAAGAGCAAGCAAAGGAAGUUCAGAGGCUUCAGAAGUUCAAAGAGAUUUGAACGUGGAGAAUCUUCUGGUGACAGAAGAUCUGACAAGAAGAAGGCUGUCUGCUAUGAGUGCAAUGAGCCUGGACAUUACAAGAAUGAGUGCCCGAAACUUCAGAAGGAGAAUCCCAAGAAGAAGUUUCAUAAGAAGAAAGGUCUUAUGGCAACAUGGGAUGAUUUUGAAUCAGAAUCAGGAUCAGACUCUGAAGGAGAGCAGGCAAACUUAGCGCUGAUGGCUACAGAAGAUGAUGGAUCAGAAUCUACAUCAGAAUCAGAUUCUGAAGAGGUAUUUUCUAAACUAUCUAGAGAAGAGUUAGUUUCCAGUCUAACAGAGCUUCUUGAAUUAAAAGCUCAUCUUAGUAUCAAAUACAAAAAGCUGAAAAAGCAAUUUGAAUUUGAAACUAAGAAGCUUGAGUUGGAAAAUUCUGAAUUAAAAGAAAAAGUUUUAAAAUUAUCCAAUAAUGUUGGAUCUCCUUCUGAUUCAGAAAAAUCCACUCCCAGUCUGAAUUAUAUUUUGAAAGAAUAUGAUUUAAGUUUCAGGAAGUUCUUAUCUAGAAGUAUUGGCAGAAGUCAGCUAGCUUCUAUGAUAUAUGCUGUGUCUGGAAACAAGAGAGUUGGCAUUGGUUAUGAGGGUGAAAUCCCAUACAAGCUUGAAUCUGUGGAUGAUAUGAAAAUAUCAUACAAGCCUCUGUAUAACCAAUUUAAAUUUGGCCACUCCCAUGAUAUUAAGCACACAUCACAUGCACAAAGUUUUCACAUAACACACACCAAGAAGCAUGUGACACAACAUAAGAAGUAUCAUGGAACUCAGAACAAGAAGUAUCAUACUGUUCCUCCUGUUAAAUAUUUUGCUAAACCCAAGUUCAAUCAGAACUUGAGGAGAACUAACAAGAAAGGACCCAAGAAAUUGUGGGUACCUAAGGAAAAGAUUAUUCCUAUUGCAGAUAUCCUUGGCGGAAAAGAGGACAAAAAGCAAAAUGUCAUGGUACCUGGACUCUGGGUGCUCGUGACACAUGACGGGAAGAAGGUCUACAUUCCAAGACCUGGUGCUUAAACCAGGUGG